Closterium sp. Naga37s-1 is the source of this 1200-nucleotide messenger RNA. The record is from the annotation of a GenBank genome assembly. NCBI's taxonomy places the organism in Eukaryota, Viridiplantae, Streptophyta, Zygnematophyceae, Desmidiales, Closteriaceae.
AUGGAUCUGACGUCGCCCAUCCGCCUCGCCAAUGGCGCCUCCAUGCCCCGCCUCGCCUGUGCGCCCUCCCCCCUAUUCAUCCUCCCCCUUCCGCCUUACCUCUAUCCACCCUCCCCCUUCCACCAUCCCCCCUGUUCCAUAUCCCCUCCCUCCGCCUUUCCCUUCCUCCGCAUUGCAUUGGGCACAUUCAAGGCCAAAGGGGGGGAGGUGAAGGAGGCAGUUAAAGCAGCCUUGGCGGCUGGAUACAGGCACAUAGAUACUGCAUCAGUGUACAAGAACGAAGCGGAAAUCGGGGAGGCUAUUAGGGAGUACGGCAUUGCGAGGGAGGAGGUUUUUAUCACCUCCAAGGCCUCGCCUUACGAGCAUGGGUUCCAGCAGGCUCUAGCAGCAUGUGCUGCAUCCUUGGAGCGUCUGCAAACAGAGUACCUGGACCUCUACCUGCUGCACUGGCCUGGAGUAGCGAAGCUAGAUAGGGCGUCUGAGAAGAAUGCGGAGAUUCGGCUGGAGUCUUGGCGCGCUUUGGAGCAGCUUCAGAGAGAAGGUAAAUGCCGCGCCAUUGGAGUCAGCAACUUCACUGCCGCCCAUCUGGACCACUUGAUCACAAACUCUGCCGCCCCGCCAGCUGUCAACCAGGUGGAGGUGCACCCGCUGCUGACUCAGCAGUCUCUGCGAGCCUACUGUGCUGAGCGUGGCAUCUGUGGGUCUCUGUUGCUACCAGGUGGGUCGGGCUUUGGCACCUUUGGGUUCCACGAUGCUGGUACUUAUGACGCGAAGACGAGAAGUGGCGGACCGAAUGCGUCGAUCAGAAGCGAGCUGGAGUACACUCAUGGCGGAAACGCAGGGAUGAAGAUAGGCAUCGACCUGCUUGAGCCGGUCAAGGCGAAACAUCCACGAGUAUCAUACGCUGACAUCUACCAGCUAGCUGGCGUGGUAGCUGUUGAAGUAACUGGAGGUCCUGCCAUCCCUUUCAAGGCCGGCCGAAAGGACUCUCUGGCUGUCACUCCUGACGGCAGGUUGCCAGAUGCUCAUAAAGGAUCCGCUCACCUACGAGAUAUAUUUUGCCGCAUGGGGUUCAGCGAUCAAGACAUUGUUGCAUUGAGUGGAUCACACACUCUGGGGCGUGCACAUAAGGACCGUUCAGGCUUUGAGGGGGCAUGGACUCAGCAACCACUGAAAUUUGACAACACCUACUAUGUGUAA